UUCUAUAAAGUGUAGGAGUUCACAACCCAACACCUAUUCCAAUGAUGCUAACAUUAACAUUCAGAGAGUAAACCAUUUCAACUGUACUAAAGGAGAACACACACUUCACCAAAUCACCAGCCAUAAUAAAAAUGUCAGCUUCUAAGGAACUUUGUAAUGGCUCUGAAGAAACCGAAGGUGUUCCUUUGGCCAAUGGGUCUCUAGAUGUAAAAGAUGGUCAGUAUUCAAAUGCAUACACUUAUAAUGAACCAGACACUCUGAUUCAAAUGGAUUCAGUUGGUAUUUGUCAGACUAGGAAAACAAAAAGCUGUUAUAACGAGGAAAGUCUUAAGUCAGACAUAGGAUCAGACAAGUCCAGCAUUGGUAAAGCUGAAACCAAUGAAGUUACAAAAGAAAAAAUAUCCUCUGAUACACUCCAUAGAAGUUUUCCAAAUGCUACAAUGGGAACUGGGAAAAGAAAUAUUAACAACAUUGUGGCAUUGCUGAAAAACAAAUGUGGCAAUGGCAAAAGUAAUUUAUACCCUGUAGUAACUUUAAGAGAUAUCAUGAAAGACUUAAAUCUCUUGUCUAAUGACGUGCAAAAUAAUGGCAUCAAGCUCAGUUGUGGUGCACUUAAAAUUGACUCCAGCACCUUUCAAAGUAAUGGAAGCAAAGUAGCAAAAAAUGAAAAGACAGGAUUACAGUAUAGUUUCUUUUCUUCAGUUGUGCUUGCUAGCAGUAUUAGAAGUCCAGAAGAAAGCCUGCAUAUAGGAUCUAAAUCUGAGAUGGCAAGCAGAAGGCAAGAAAUGGAUAGGACGCAAAGGAAAGAAAAUACAGACCAUCGUGACAGCAGGCAUGUUGAAUUUGAAAAAUUUGAUCCAGCCAACACAGAUUCUAAAAUCGAAGCUCUGAUCUCAUCUGCUGUUUCACCGAACAGCAAUACCUUCUUUGAAAAUAUGUCAUCAUUGUACACCGUCCCGGAACAUAGACAUCAUGUAAAGUGUGAAAGUUCUAAAGCUGGAAUUCUGAAACACAACAGCCAGAAUGAAGAGGGGAUAAAUGCUGGACUGCUUUUAACUGAGACUACAUGUAAAAAGUAUGCUCUGAGGAAAAAACCAAUGAUUCAGUAUAAUCGGGAAAAUAGCUUGGAACAAAUUGAGUUUGAAAAAUACUGUAAGAGUAUUUCCAUUCCUUCAGCGUCUGCAGAAGCAUGUCAAGAUUAUGGAGCAGUCUCUCGUUUGCCUCUUAAAAGGACACUUUUAAAUAAGAGCCCAAAAACUAAAUGCAAAGGCAGUCGGAAGAUGUUAGUUAAAAUAGCAAAAAUCAAUACUCAGAAGUAUCAGAUGCACACAGAAAGAAAGACAAAAAUGUGCCAAAAACUUUUAAUGCAUAAUAACGUGAGUGCAGGAGUCAAAACGCAUCAUGUUACUAUGCCGGAGCAAAACACAGCUGUGUUACCAACAGUGAAGAAAGGUAGGAGGAGCAAGGUGAUGGUGUUACCUGCAAGUGAUAUUCCUGUUGUUAUCAAAAGGAAAAGAGGUAGGCCAAGGAAAGUAUUACCUGAAGGUAGCAGUGAAGCUACCAAUCAUGUGAAAAGAAAGCCAAGGCAUCACAAACUUUCUCCACCACAACCCACUUAUAUUGCUGGAUCUAAUGACAACACAACAGACUAUGCAGAUGUUUUGUCCAAAUUGGCCUUUUUAACUAAACAGAGUCUGAUCUUGGGUCGAUGCUCACCACCCAGGUGUUGGUCUCCUAGUGAUCCGGGAUCAUUUCAGAGAUCAGCUUCUAUGCAUCAGGACAUGUCUCAGUUUUAUCGUACGUUGGCAGGUACUCGAAGGAGAGGUGGAAAAGCAGGGUGUUCACGAGGAAGGCAAAUGGGCCAAUUUGCAGAAUCAUCUUCUACUUUCAGUGAUUUCUUUGAGGGUAUUGGAAAGAGAAAGCGGAUAUUCUUGGGUGAAACAAAGUUGUAUGCCAGAAAAUGCAAAUGGGGCACAGAAAUGAAAGAGAAGCCUGUUCAAAGGAGGAAACCAUAUAAGCGUGCGCUUCCAUUUCCAGAACAUGGAAUUUUUCGGAAUAUGAAUGCCGAAAAUUCAGAAUGGGCAAGACAAAAUGAAAACUUCUGGCCCAUGAGCCAAGGUUACCCUUCAAAGCAACCAAUCAGAAAUGGCUUGUAUCCAUCUUACCCUGGAAUGUCUACGCAGUCAUUUCCUAAUACUAUUUGGGAGUCCGGUUCUAUGUCAAGGAAUGGCUAUUUGAUGGGCUGUUUAUCUUCCAACCAAAGCAGUGUUGCUCAACAAAGUCCUGGCUGCAUUGCCGGAUAUUUCCGUUCUUUGCUGGAUUCAGAUGAUUCAUCAGACUUGGUGGAUUUGUCAUUUUCGCAGACUGGGCAAGAAUCAUGUAAUCUCAGUGGAAGCUUUGGGGUCAGCAAUUCAGCACAGCCAUCAAGACACUUAACGCAUUACCAAGAAGGGUUUGAUAAAACCAAUUCUCCUAGUUGUGUUGGUAGCCAGCAACAUGCAAAUCAAACAGCACAGGCUUAUCCACAAAUGAUUGCAGACAAUUCAGAUAGUGUUGAUUUCGGCUCCUCGUACCAUACUUCUGACUCGGAAAGUUUCCAAAGAGUUGCUGCUCAGCCACCUCUUUCUAGACAGACUGGACUUUCAUGCCAACAGACUCCAGAUAGCUUUGUUCAGUAUAGUAAUUACAGGCCAAAAGCUCAAACUUUCAGUAAUUCAGAUGUGCUACAGCAACCUCGAGAAUAUUCUGGACUUGACUUUCCAGGUAACAGAGAUUGUACCUUUGGCUAUGACACAAGCAAUAAUGUUACUUCAUCUCAAGCCAAUUCAACUGAGACGUACAGCCAUCAUGUAAUUGGAUCGAACCUGCAUUUCAAUAAGACGUCUUCAUUUAAUGCUUUUAAGCCGGAUCACAGUCCUCUGACUUUGCAAACAUCUUUAACUUCUGAGGGUCAAUCUGAUGCAGCCUGUUCUAUGGACCAUGCAUCUCAGAAAUAUUUAAAUUCAUUGCAGUUAUCAGCUGAUACCUCCAGGAUGGCGUUUUCUAGAGGACUUCAACUGAGCUGCAAAUCCAGUUUUAAUCUUUGCGAUGGGAAUAUGGCAUACUUUAAUCACCAUUACACUCCAGUGUUGGAUUACAACCUGAAUGAGUCAAAAGACAUCUUGGACAUUUCAAACUAUACACCCCAGAAAGUAAAGCUAAGGUCCUUUCCAGAGACUUACAGCGAAUCUUCAUCCCACUUUAACACAUCUUUUGAGAAUUCUGAAGGAGGUGUUAACAUUUGCGCUAAUAUGGCAAGCGAAGAGAAAUCUAGUCUCUCAAGUUUGGAAAAAUUGAUGAUGGACUGGGACGAAACAGUACCUGUUGAAAGAGCUGGACCAAAAGUUGGUUCUCGACGUCAGUGGAACCAUCACGUCCCAUUCCCCAGUGAUUUGAGAGCUGUGUAUGGAAGACGGAAACGAGUUGAUAUGUCCAGCCCUUCUCAGUUGGUUUUUCCAGCUUCACCCUCAUUUCCUUCUAGAAAGGCUGCAUUACCGAGACAAAUGAGGAACACCAGGGGACUUUGUGCUUCAAAUAAGAGAGAACAAUUUAUUCGCAAAUCAAAGCUGUUACAAAGAACACAAGGAACAAAUCCUAUAUUCUCCGAAAGUGCAGACUGUGGUUUAGAUUAUGGCUAUAGUCCAGAUAGCAGUAUGCCCCCAACACUUUCUAACACCCAAAACUUUCAAGUUCAAAAAAAUGAUCAGAAAGAAUAUUGUAGCUUAUACUCUUCGGGCUGUUCGACACCAAUGCCUGAUGAAAAUUAUUCCCCAAGAUUUUCCAGCAAUGAUGUUCAAGAGGCUCUGUAUUCAGACCUAAAGCAGUCUGCAUUAGAAGCAGAACCCUUUCAAAACCCUCACCAGCAGCGAUCUGCCCAAACAUUGCAACAUUCA
Rhincodon typus (whale shark) is the source of this 3932-nucleotide messenger RNA. It is a transcript of the gene ahdc1, whose product is annotated as AT hook, DNA binding motif, containing 1. The annotation marks the transcript as partial. Lineage: Eukaryota; Metazoa; Chordata; Chondrichthyes; Orectolobiformes; Rhincodontidae. The transcript has a single exon. The record is from RefSeq and is a predicted model, not a curated record.